AAGUCAGCGAGAAUAGAACAAAUAUGCCCUUAUUGAGUACCUAAUAAACAGGACUUGUUACCUAAGCUGAAGGCUGCCUCAAAAUAACGAUACCUAACUAGUCAAGCUGCAUGAUUAUUGUAUUCCCAAGUAUUUCCCCUCUUGUUUUUUCGACGCUCUCAUCUUCACUCUUUUGCUUCACUCGUUUGGCUUUUUUUUUUUUACGACGACGCAAAUAGAACAGACAGCUUACUCGUUGGGCCCACAGCUUCCACGCGUAAGGCAGUCGCCCAAUCAAGAGAGAGCCUCCACGCAAUCCAGACCAGUCCUUUCGUCCCUGGCGACCCUUGAAACAACCUGCUCAAGCCUACCUACCUAACCCGUUGAGCUGAAGUUCAGGACUUUGGAUUCUGACCAGCCACCUAAGCUUGACCUAGCGCGAGGAAUACAUUUUAUGGUUCAACAUCUUUCACUCUGGAUCGACAAAGGAUUCAUUUGACAUACACUCACGCAUUGUUGUCAAUAACGAUAAGGGCUUGGAUCAUUCGACGAGUUACAAAAUACCGUCUCUUGAUCUGUGACGCCGUCUCGACCCUUCUGAAACAGCUUGUCGCAGUUGUAUCCCCUUUCUUUGCCGCUUAGCGGCUUACUCUCAUCAACUGCCUACGUAACCUCGUCCCCGUUACUCGAACGAGAAUCUCUUGCUUUCGUCAACUAUGGCUUCGCACGACUACUACAGCGGUGGCAGCCAACAGGCUCCUUAUGGCGCCGGCCCCAACGCUUCUCCCUACUACCAGAAUCACGAUACCCCUUCGCCGCAUUCUACACCAGCACCCCCAUACGAGCCUAACUCGUACAACUCACACUAUGCUCCCGACACCUCGAUCUAUCCUGCCGAUACUGCCGCGCAUAUUGUUCCGACCAAACAAACACCAUACUCGCCAAACGAUAUACAAUAUCCUCCAGCGGGCACUUAUGCUAGCCCUUCAGGUCAGAGCUCAAGCCAUAACCAGCCUGGUCAAACUGGUCAGUCUCCUUUCGACACCGUCUUUGACGAUCAUAUGUACCCGGCAAACUCGAACACCGGACCGACUCCCAGCUCCAGUACGGCUGACAUUGGCCAACAAGGCUUCUAUCAAGAUACAAGCUAUGCUGGAGGGGCCGCCGCUGCGCAGCCUUACGGCCAGGAAGACAUUCCCCUUCAAGACCGGACCGCUAAAAAUGACGACCCCGAGAUGAACGAUCAUAUCUAUGACGCCCCUGGACGACCUAAGAAGAAGGGCAAGAAGGGCAAGGUUCGCUUGGGCGAAUUGGGUAUGAUUGGGGCCAACAAGAAGAGGAUUCCUUGGGUUGUCUAUAUCUUUUCUGUGGUCCAAAUCGCCAUCUUUAUCGCCGAAAUAGCAAGAAUGGGCGUGUUAACAGGAACUCCAAUUGCGAUCAAACCGCAAUUCAACGUAUUCAUCGGCCCAUCUCCCGGUUUACUGAUCAACAUGGGCGCACGUUAUGCCCCCUGUAUGCGCAACGUGAAGGGUAUCCAAAGUGUGGACAAGAAUGCGAAGGGCGCCGUUCUACCUGGUCUACUUUGUCCCAAUGCUACCACAGACGACAGUUUCUGCCCUCUUCAUGUGGUCUGCGGCUUCGGAGGUGACGUUCCAGAUCCUAAGUUUAAUGGUGAUAUCAACCAGAGUCCGGAGCCCAACCAGUGGUACCGAUUCAUCACCUCAAUUUUCAUGCACGCCGGUCUCAUUCACAUCAUAUUCAACCUUCUUCUGCAGCUUACCAUUGCGAAAGAGAUGGAGAUGGCCAUCGGGCCAGUGCGGUUUCUACUCGUUUACAUGAGUGCUGGGAUUUUCGGCAACAUCAUGGGUGGAAACUAUGCGCCGCCAGGACAGCCAUCCGUGGGUGCCUCUGGUGCCCUUUUUGGUAUCAUUGCAUUGGUCCUCCUCGAUCUUCUGUACUCAUGGAAGGACAGACGCAACCCUGUCAAAGACCUUCUUUUCAUCAUCCUUGAUAUGGUAAUUGCAUUUGUCCUGGGACUUCUUCCCGGCUUGGACAACUUUGUCCAUAUUGGCGGUUUUCUUAUGGGACUCUCUCUUGGCGUCUGUGUCCUGCACUCGCCCAACUCACUGCGACGGCGGAUGGGCCAGGAGUUGUCGUACGCAGCCGUUUCUCCCCAGACUGGCGAGACGCCCCCUCACUUUUUCAAGAACCCAGUCGGUUUCUUCAAGGGGCGCAAGCCACUCUGGUGGGCUUGGUGGCUGGUUCGAGCUGCCUUCCUCGUCAUGAUCAUUGUUGUUUUCAUUGUUCUCCUGAACAACUUUUACAAGUAUCACGACACAUGUGAUUGGUGCAAGUAUCUCAAUUGCCUGCCCAUCAACGAUUGGUGCGAUUGGGGAUCUUUUGAGCAUCUUAAGGAGCCCAAGAGUUCUUCUUCGUCAUAAGAUAAUAAUGAAUGGAGGCUAGGUCGGCAGAGAUGUACUAAAAUCGCAUCAUAUUGAACUGUGCGCAGCUUCAGGAAGCAGCUUGCACCUUAAUAAGCAAUUUUAUUCAUUGCGAAACUCGACACCAUCGGACAUAGCAGCUAGAUCAUGCUCUUUCAGUGGAAAUUGGAGAAUGCUCCCUCUUGCUUUCUUUAUGUCGAUUAAUGAAGAAAUGAUUUAUCCAGCGUCACCGUGUGCUUGAACGUGAUACUAAGGUCUUACCGGCAACUCUCGGAAUGAGUGGUGUCAAUGUGACUUGCUGACAACCAUCAGCCAGUUGUGCAGUCCUGCAGGCUGUUGCUGCUGGCAAAUCAUGCAUUUGCCCAACACACUACACUUGCACAUGGAUAUGAGACAUGGGGUUAGCGAUACUAUUACAUGAUAUUGCAGCUCUUGGCUGUAUACAGGCCCAACCAACAUCGCACAAUGUCACGCGAUACCCCGCAAGUCAGCAAUAUUGUAACCCAAGGAAUGAUAUACACGACAACUUCACGGUGCUAUAAAUGGUAUAACAUUUCCUUCCUGUUGCUCCUUUGUGAACACAAUUUCUUCCUCGCCGUCUGUGCAAACAUUCUCACACGUGUGGCUCUGGGUCCAUGAAGAUGGCUCCUUUGAAACAUGCUGUUAACCCCCUUUUGUCUGAAUGAAUGCCAUGAAAGUCUCUAGACGUCUGUCACGUCGAGGUAUUAGUAUCAUGUGGUACCCUUCAGGAUAGUGUGUUCAGCAAUCAUCUUUGCAGCUGAAUUGGUAGUGCAGUCGUUGACAGGUACGUCGAGUCCGAUGUCAGUCUUUCCAUGGAGCUGUCAUAUGUGCACGACCAAGGGCCGUUUUCGCUCGAAAGCACAAUUACCUAGGAAGCUGCCAUGUAUCUGAGGUGCGGCUUUUCGGCAUGACUCAAUCUCUGGCCUGUGUGGAAACGCUUUCGCAGGCGUCUCUCGCAACAUGAAUACCUAGGGGCUUGUAAAUGCUCUUUUAUUUUCGACAUAAAGUGACAUAUUAAAAUCAAGUUAGACGAUCCACGGCCGUAACCUUCGAGAUCUGGUAGUGCUGUAUCGUUCUUCUAGAAGCCAAACUCUGUGAUGCGAGCGUCUACUUUCGCAGGAAACCUAUACAGGAAGUUUAGUUUAGAUUGGCAUGUCUGAUCUAUCUAAUGGUGAACGCAUGAAUUCGCCAGUUCUCGUCAUAUAUCUUGGCGUUUUCAACAGCCGUAAUGGAGUACUGAGGUAGCUAGCCACCACAGAAGAGUUCAGUGUCUC
Molecule: messenger RNA, 3715 nt
Organism: Fusarium verticillioides 7600
Lineage: Eukaryota; Fungi; Ascomycota; Sordariomycetes; Hypocreales; Nectriaceae
Exons: 5
Coding region: 696-2420 (574 amino acids)
Biological process (GO): proteolysis
Cellular component (GO): membrane
Molecular function (GO): serine-type endopeptidase activity
Source: RefSeq, a predicted model, not a curated record